Molecule: messenger RNA, 1483 nt
Organism: Rubroshorea leprosula
Lineage: Eukaryota; Viridiplantae; Streptophyta; Magnoliopsida; Malvales; Dipterocarpaceae
Source: the annotation of a GenBank genome assembly
ACUUUCCUUCAGUGUACGGACCGCUGCUGAACUCUUUUCAAGCUUUACUCAUUUUGAUCCAUGGAGUUCGCAGCCUCCUCUACACUUCGAACCAACCCUCAAAUUCCAUGCUUUAGCUCUGCAUCGACGAGAAGAUUCCGGGUUCCAGCAAAGCUACCUUGCUGGGAUAAUAAUCGUCAGCAGCAUCAAUUCUCAAACGCCUUAAUUCAGUUUUCCAUAGCUUCUCCGCACGGAGACUGUCCUUCUAGAAAGGUGAUGAAUAUGUCUGCAGAUAAUUCUGGUGAAUUCGAGCUAUCAACUUUAACAGCAUUGUCACCUUUAGAUGGUCGUUAUUGGGGUAAAGUGAAGAAUUUGGCUCCCUACAUGAGCGAAUAUGGUUUAAUCUUCUACCGGGUUCUUGUUGAGAUUAAAUGGUUGCUGAAACUUUCACAAAUUCCAGAAGUCACAGAGGUUCCAAGCUUUAGUGAAGAAGCCAAGUCCCAUUUGCAAGGAUUGAUUGACGGAUUUAGCAUGAAUGAUGCUUUGGAAGUUAAAAACAUUGAGAAAGUGACUAACCAUGAUGUGAAGGCAGUGGAAUACUUCUUGAAACAGAAAUGCCAAUCACACCCAGAAAUUGCCAAGGUGCUAGAGUUUUUUCAUUUUGCUUGCACAUCUGAGGACAUAAACAACCUUGCCCAUGCAUUGAUGCUGAAACAAGCAAUGAGUGCGGUCAUUUUUCCAUCUAUGGACAAAUUAAUUAAAGCAAUAUGUAACAUGGCAAAGGAUAAUGCUCACAUUCCCAUGCUUUCACGCACUCAUGGCCAGACAGCUUCACCAACAACACUCGGGAAGGAAAUGGCAAUAUUUGCUUUCAGGCUAUGCAGACAAAGGAAAAAAGUUUCUGAAGUGGAGAUGAUGGGGAAAUUUGCUGGUGCUGUUGGAAACUAUAAUGCACAUCUUGUUGCAUAUCCUGAAAUUAACUGGCCACAAAUUGCAGAAGAUUUUGUAAGAUCUCUUGGCUUGGAGUUUAAUCCUUAUGUUACUCAGAUCGAGCCCCAUGACUAUAUGGCCGAACUUUUUAAUUCGAUUGUCCGGUUUAACGAUAUCUUGAUUGAUUUUGAUAGAGAUAUAUGGGGAUACAUAUCUUUAGGAUACUUUAAGCAGAUAACUAAGGCCGGUGAGAUUGGGUCCUCAACGAUGCCUCACAAAGUAAACCCUAUUGAUUUUGAAAAUAGUGAAGGUAAUCUUGGUAAGGCCAGUGAAGAUCUGACUUUUCUGAGCAGGAAGUUGCUUGUUUCACGUUGGCAGGUGGUUUUACUCCAACCAGUGGAGUAUUGAAUCCAUAGUACUAGCAUCCAUUGCAUGAGAGCUUUGAUUUGUUUUCUUUUAUUUUUAUCUUUUGGCUGCAAAAGCUAUGUUAUAUAAUAAAUCAAAUCCCAUCUACAGUAGAACUCUGUUUAAUGGGACCUUAACUGGGUAAUGAUAAUGAACUAAGUCUCAAGGA